Stegastes partitus (bicolor damselfish) is the source of this 1633-nucleotide messenger RNA. It is a transcript of the gene rabac1, whose product is annotated as Rab acceptor 1 (prenylated). Gene Ontology annotation, cellular component: Golgi apparatus. NCBI's taxonomy places the organism in Eukaryota, Metazoa, Chordata, Actinopteri, Pomacentridae. The transcript is spliced from 6 exons. The coding region runs from base 98 to 721 and encodes 207 amino acids. The record is from RefSeq and is a predicted model, not a curated record.
CGCUGCAGUAGCAGGCUCAGUUAAAUCAACAUCCGUGAGCCACACAUAACGUCAGCGAAAGAUCUGAGACGGCCCGGCUAAACUUCUGAUUCUGUAGAUGACAUCUGCGGCGCCAAAGGGGGAGAACUGCCUUGUCGACAUGGAUAGCAAGGCUGGAGAUCUUUUCAGUGCAGAGGAUGCUCAUCCAACUGGCACAGGGGGAGCUGGAAUCUUGGCAAAGCUCUGGCUCCCCAAAGGCUUCUCGGCCAGUAUGGCUAAAGAGUGGAUCGACAGGCGCCGAGUGUCCAUUCGGCCUUGGGCCAGCUUUGUAGACCAACGCAAGUUUUCAAAACCCCGCAACUUUGGAGAGCUGUGUCAGAGGGUGGUGAAAAAUGUGGAGACUUACAACAGCAAUUAUACCUUCAUCUUUUUGGGUCUCAUCCUCUACUGCAUCAUCAGCUCACCCAUGCUGCUGAUUGCCUUGGCUGUGUUUGCUGGUGCCUUCUACAUAAUCCACCUCAAGUCUUUGGAGUCCAAGCUGGUCAUCCUUGGCAAGGAGCUCACUGUCCCUCACCAGAUGAGUCUGGCUGGGGCGGUCUCGCUACCGGUGUUCUGGCUGGCUGGAGCUGGAGCUGCGGUGUUUUGGGUUCUGGGGGCAACGCUCUUUGUGAUUGGUUCUCACGCUGCGUUCCGUGAGCUGGAGGGAUCUGACAUAGAGGAGCUCCUCAUGGAGCCCGUGUGAAGAUCAGGCUAAACUCUCAGCAGGUGCCGGUUGGUGAUCAGUUAUCAUUUUAACCUUGUAAAUGUGUCAGCCCAUGAAGGUUGUGGAACAGCUGCUCCUGCUCCUUGCCUGUGUCCGUAUUGUAUGUUCCCUGUAGUUUACUGAUAACGUUGUAUCAAGAACGCACUUUGUCUUGCCUCUGAAAUAACUGUUGUUACAGACUGCUUUUUAAAACUCAUUUAUGCACAUGACUUUCCAUAUGCACAAUUAAGUAGUUUCUGAACGUAUACCUAAGCUUAUUAUUACACUGAAUAUACAGCUUUUUCUACAUAUUGAAAACCUUGGAUGCCUCUAGUUUGUGUUCGAUGGCUUCUUGCUUCUCACAGCGCCCCAUUUAUAUAGUGACAUAUCUGACCUGUAAACAACUAAUCUCUAACUGGACCAUCUGUGCUGUAGUCUCUGCUAUAGAUAUCUUGGGAAAUAGAUUACAGCUGAGAGAGACGUGGAUUUCUCAUGUAAAGAGUAUAUACAUGUGGGUGUAAUGUUCACACUACAGAAUGGGCUGGCUAACUUAUAAACUGGUAUAAACUGAUUUAUUUUCCAAAGGAAAAGUGCCAUUUAAAGCUUUACAAUUGUGUCUACCAAUCAUUUAAAAAUGAAAUGACUUUUUUUUAUUUUGUGUUUGGUAUUUCAGAUAGGCUUCCUAAUAAUGAUAGGUUUAAGAUGAAGACAUCUUAUAAGGUCAACACUUAAUCUUGGUACUUUGUAUUGGAAAUUAUACUUUGCUGAUCAUCUAUAUGCAUUCAGAUCUGAAGGUCAUGUAAAAGUGAUUUUUUUUUCUUGAAUUUAUUAUUCAUUUGUUUACAUUUUGGUGUACAUUGGGUGUUAUGUAUUCACAAUUUGGAAGUGCAAUAAACUCCUGAUGUAAAGCUG